GGGCAAGUUUGACCCCCAGGACAUGGACAAGAAUGUGAAUGCCAUUCAGACAGUGUCUGGGAUCCUGCAGGGGCCCUUUGACCUGGGCAAUCAGCUACUGGGAAUGAAAGGCGUCAUGGAGAUGAUGGUGGCGCUGUGUGGCUCAGAGCGCGAGGCUGACCAGCUGGUGGCCGUGGAGGCCCUCAUCCACGCCUCCACCAAGCUCAGCCGUGCCACCUUCAUCAUCACCAAUGGUGUGUCAUUGCUCAAAAGCAUCUACAAGACCACCAAGAAUGAGAAGAUCAAGAUCCGCACACUGGUGGGCCUCUGCAAGCUCGGCUCUGCAGGGGGCACAGACUAUGGUCUCAGGCAGUUUGCUGAAGGGUCCACAGAGAAGCUGGCCAAGCAGUGUCGCAAGUGGCUGUGCAAUGCAGCCAUAGACACCCGCACCCGGCGCUGGGCGGUGGAGGGCCUGGCCUACCUCACCCUGGAUGCUGAUGUGAAGGACGACUUUGUCCAGGACAUCCCGGCUCUGCAGGCCAUGUUUGAGCUGGCGAAGACCAGUGACAAGACCAUUCUGUACUCAGUGGCCACCACACUGGUGAACUGCACCAACAGCUAUGAUGUCAAGGAGGUCAUCCCCGAGCUGGUGCAGCUGGCCAAGUUCUCCAAGCAGCACGUGCCUGAGGAGCACCCCAAGGACAAGAAGGACUUUGUGGACAUGCGGGUGAAGAGGCUCCUGAAGGCAGGUGUCAUCUCCGCUCUCUCCUGCAUGGUGAGAGCAGACAGUGCCAUCCUCACUGACCAGACCAAGGAGCUGCUGGCCAGGGUGUUCCUGGCGCUGUGUGACAACCCAAAGGACCGAGGCACCAUUGUGGCUCAAGGUGGUGGCAAGGCCCUGAUCCCGCUGGCUUUGGAGGGCACGGAUGUGGGCAAGGUGAAGGCGGCCCAUGCUCUGGCCAAGAUCGCGGCUGUCUCUAACCCGGACAUCGCCUUCCCUGGCGAGCGGGUCUAUGAGGUGGUGUGGCCCCUUGUGCGUCUUCUGGACACGCAGAGGGACGGGCUGCAGAACUAUGAGGCUCUCCUGGGCCUCACAAACCUGUCUGGGCGGAGUGACAAACUCCGGUGA
Messenger RNA from Marmota flaviventris (yellow-bellied marmot), 1108 nucleotides. Lineage: Eukaryota; Metazoa; Chordata; Mammalia; Rodentia; Sciuridae. The record is from RefSeq and is a predicted model, not a curated record.